CGUGCCCUUUUUAAUAGCUUAUUCUCAUUAUCCUCCCCGUGCUUCUUUGCUUCCCUUCAAGCAGAGCAGCAUCUAUCUCCAACUUUUCCUGAUUCCAGUUAUCAGUCGAUUCAAAUAUGCAACUGUUAUCCGCUUUCGUCCCUGGUUUAUCAGCUUCAUCUAUGGAGAUAUACAGAUCUGAGUUAUUAGAAGAUAAUUCAAGUAUACUUCAUCACUUAUUCGCAGAAGAAGAGAGUCGAGAUAUGAAUCAUUGUGGAAUCCAACAGAAAAACACCUUCGCAUCCACUUGUGAAGAGAUGAGGAACUCCGUUUCAGUUUCUGUAUCGUUUGACAAAUCGGAGCAUCAUAUGGUGUGUCCAAAACCUAGGCGGCUCAGCCUCUUCAACGACCCUGUCAAGCCUUUGAGAUGGCAGAUGUGCUAUCAACCAGAACCAUAUGAAUCCAAAGCAAGCAUUGACCUAUUGGAAAUCAUCUUUGAAAAGGGUAGUGGAUAUGGUGGAUCCGAACCGUUUUUCAGUGGGUCACCACCAAGUAGAGUAUCUAACCCGUUAACACAAGACACCCGAUUCGGAUAUGGGGACAACAUUUUAUCCCUGCCCGGGCUUAAUGCUUAA
Molecule: messenger RNA, 614 nt
Organism: Lactuca virosa
Lineage: Eukaryota; Viridiplantae; Streptophyta; Magnoliopsida; Asterales; Asteraceae
Source: the annotation of a GenBank genome assembly